CACCAUAACAACUAGUCAAGAUGGCGGCCCCUCCCAAAGAACCGAAGAACUUGGUACAUCAGCAAGCCAUCAUAUCAGAAACCAUUGCUAAAGAAAACCGAUAUCUAAAGCUUCAUACCAACUUCACCAUAAAUCCUCAUAAUAAAUUUGGUUUCAUUACUGGGAAACCCAAUGAAGAAGAAAUAAGAGGGGAUGAGGACCCAUAUUUCAAACAAGUGUUUGAGAGAGCACAUCAAGAACCUACAAAAAAGUACAAACGCCCACAGACAGAAGCACAAGAAUAUGGCUGGAUUUCAACUCCAUUGAUCAAAACAGACAGACAUGACACACGUCUGAAUCAUUUUCAUCAUCAUUCUUCAAUCACAAAGUUCAUGGAAAAGGCUUGGCUGGAAAAGGAGCAACAGAGCUUGGGAAAUUAAAGACACUAUUACCAAUUAAUUUAUGGUUAAUUAUAAAAAAUAUGUGAAUAUCAUGCUCAAUAUUUGCCUUACAGUAUGUCCCACACUGGUCUCUAUAUUUGAUUUAAAGAAUUAAGAUACUCUCUCACUGGUUGUACAAGAUUCUUCAUUUCCAAUUUCAGUCACACAAAGCAGUGUAUGAUCUACAUAUUUGUUCAAAUUAAAUCAUCAGAUUUGCUUCAAACAACCAUCUCUUCAGUCAACUUAUGUGUGUUACAUUUUUAAAAACUGCAUUUGCUUUUGCAUUAUAAGUACUUCUGAAUAAAAGGGUCUCAGAUAUUAUCCUGUUUAAUGAUCAGUUUUAUAACCAAUCUCUGUGGCGUAAAUCAUUUGCUGAAGAAUUCUAAAGUUGUCUCCAUGCUGUUGGAAAUCUUUUGUACAUGUCAUUUAUAAGAUUAUUUAUGAAUUUAUAAGAAAAGCUUCUCAAAAGGAAUCAUGCAAAACUUCACACACUAAUAAUGUACAAAAACAUUACCUAUUAAAACAGUUCUGACGAG
Molecule: messenger RNA, 955 nt
Organism: Pomacea canaliculata
Lineage: Eukaryota; Metazoa; Mollusca; Gastropoda; Architaenioglossa; Ampullariidae
Product: protein FAM183B-like
Exons: 4
Coding region: 21-419 (132 amino acids)
Cellular component (GO): ciliary base
Source: RefSeq, a predicted model, not a curated record